Messenger RNA from Neoarius graeffei (lesser salmon catfish), 2461 nucleotides. It is a transcript of the gene slc25a28, whose product is annotated as solute carrier family 25 member 28. NCBI's taxonomy places the organism in Eukaryota, Metazoa, Chordata, Actinopteri, Siluriformes, Ariidae. The transcript has 4 exons. The coding region runs from base 192 to 1355 and encodes 387 amino acids. Gene Ontology annotation, biological process: iron import into the mitochondrion. Gene Ontology annotation, cellular component: mitochondrial membrane. Gene Ontology annotation, molecular function: ferrous iron transmembrane transporter activity. The record is from RefSeq and is a predicted model, not a curated record.
GCGGCCUGUACGUCUUGUCAUCCCGCGCUGCGCACUUCCUUCCGCGUGGGUCACAGUUUGCCCUUUCUAUCCCAGCCAUGGAAGUGUCCGGAGUGUAAACACCUGGACGGCGGCGAAUAAAGCCGACGGAUGUUUUUAGGAUAACACCAGCGAACACUUUGUUAACCAGAGGACUGUGUGUCUGGUUGCAAAUGGAAGCUGAUGGUUUGGUUCGCAGGAGGCGGAUGAGCGCGGAGCCGCCUGGUGGAGAUGGCGCGGUGGCAGGAGCUUCCGCCGGUGCAGAAGUGCGCUGGCUCAGCGGCAGGUUCUGGGCUCUGUCCGAGGGCGUAAUGGGCACUCUGUCACCGCGAAUAGGAGGCGAGUCGGAACUUAACACGGUGCAGCUGCAUGGCUCCCAGGAGGUGACUGAGGUUUCGGAACCGGACUAUGAAGGUCUGCCUCAAGGAGCUUCAACCAGCACGUACAUGUUUGCCGGGGCCGUGGCGGGGAUCAUGGAGCACUGUCUCAUGUUUCCUAUCGACUGUGUGAAGACCCGCAUGCAGAGCUUGCAACCUGAUCCAGCUGCCCGCUACCGUAAUGUAAUGGACGCUCUGUGGCGCAUCAUAAGGACUGAAGGCGUCUGGCGGCCAAUCAGAGGCCUGAAUGUCACAGCAGUGGGGGCGGGGCCUGCCCAUGCACUCUACUUUGCUUGCUAUGAGAAGCUAAAAAAGUCUCUUGGCGAUGUCAUCUACCCAGGAGCCAACAGUCAUUUGGCGAACGGAGCUGCAGGAUGCGUGGCCACACUGCUUCACGAUGCUGCCAUGAACCCGGCUGAAGUGGUGAAGCAAAGGAUGCAGAUGUAUAACUCGCCGUAUCGGAGUGUGCUGGAGUGCAUGCGUUGCGUUUGGCGACAUGAAGGCGCUGGGGCGUUUUACCGCAGCUACACCACACAGCUCACCAUGAACGUUCCAUUCCAGGCGCUGCACUUCAUCACCUACGAGUACCUCCAGGAGAUGCUCAACCCCCCCAGACUGUACAACCCCUCUUCUCAUAUGAUUUCGGGAGCUCUAGCUGGGGCGGUGGCUGCUGCCGCCACCACGCCGCUGGACGUGUGUAAGACUCUGUUAAACACACAGGAGACGUUGGCACUGCAUUCGGUGAGCCCCGGCCGAGCACACAUCUCAGGCCUGGCCCAUGCCUUCAGGACAGUGUACAGGCUGGGCGGUCUGCCCGCCUACUUCAAAGGUGUGCAGGCUCGAGUCAUCUACCAGAUGCCCUCUACAGCCAUCAGCUGGUCUGUUUACGAGUUCUUCAAGUACGUCAUCACCAAGCAUCAGCUCGAGCGCCUGAGGAUGCAGAGGGAUGGAGAGAAGUAGAUGCUCGUUCAUUGUCUAACCCUGCCCUUGGUCAGCAACUCCCCUGGUCUUGACUUUUUCUCUCUCUCACUCACUCUCUCACUGUCUCUCCUGUCUGCUGCACCGCCAAUGAGACGUGCAAGCUACAGGGAGACGGAGAGAAGUAGCCGCUCACACGCACACUUGUCUGGGCCUGUCCUUGCUCAGAAGAUACCCUGGCCUCCUCUCCUUCUCCGUUUCUUUUUCUCUUGUACAAGCUCCACCACUACACCAGCCAGAGCUCCAUACUGCACAGGGACAGACUGGUUGGACAUCAGAGCGACUAUUUAUACCCACAGCUUCAUUACACUAGCAUUUCAGGCAGCCCAAAUGUGAUUACUCUUGGUCCCACCAGAUGGCAUCAGAAGCCAUCUUGGAUAAAAUGGAAAAAGUUGCUCAUGAGCAGAAGGUCUUUGAAAUUCAGUAGUAUAGAAUAUAAAUCUAUAAUGUAGCCUUCUCCAGGUGAAGAUGUAGUUAUUUGAGGAUAUAUUUUUGAACGUUCAACACGGAUCAAAAUUUUAACGAAAGUGAAGGCAUUUAGACCAAAUAACACAUUUUGUUUACCGAAGGUUAAAUCACUGUUUUUAGAUCUAAUGUAUGUUCUUAAAGAAUUCUGGGACCCCUAAAUUACCAUCAUGGGUUUUGAGUCUCCCAAGCAUUUGAGAAAACAUCGCUGGGAAUUAAUGCAGUUGAGAGUCGCCUUUCCCUUCUGAUCUUUAUAACAUUUCGACAUUAUCUGUAAGCUGCAUGGCAAGCAAUAACAGUGUUUAGUAAUUGGAGUAUUGUUCUCAUUUCUCCAACUGUUUUUGCACUGAUUAAAUCAAAGGCCAUUUUAAGAGGUGUAAUUAUGGUUACUGUAAUAUGCAUUUACUGUAAUCUGACUGGUUGUAAUCAGGAUAUAAUGGCCUCUGUGAAACAUCAUAGUUGGUUUUUGACUGAAGUCUAUUUUACUGCACCCUGUCUUGCUUGACUAUACCUUAAUGUUGAUAAGUUAUGAAGUCAGUGCUGUUGGCAUCUGUCUACGCUCGACCCUGUUCCUAGCUUUCAAUAAAGUAGCAGUGCAGUGGCUACUGCCUGCUUAACAUGAA